CAUACCAUGUGGGUCCACACUCUCAUUAAAUUCACCAAUGCAUGUCCACUUUCAACUUCAUCAUUCGAAUGCUCAAACUCAAGUGUGUAUAUAUAUAUAGGCUUCAUUUACUUCACAUUUCAUAUCACCAACGAGCAACUAAACAUUCUUAAAAAUAUUCUACAAAUGAUGUUGCUUUCUCCUAAGAUUAGUUUGAGUGUAGUCAUAGCCCUUUCCAUUGUAACCAUACUUUCAUAUGCAGAUAAUAAUACUGGAAUCUUGGAGGUUGAAAUUGAAGCCUUGAAAGCUUUCAAGAACUCCAUCACCCUUGACCCAAAUGGAACACUUGCUGAUUGGAUUGAAAUCCACCCUCAUUGCAAUUGGUCUGGCAUUCAAUGUGACCCUUCUUCAAGCCAUGUGAUCUCAAUUUCUCUGACUUCUCAGCAGCUCCAUGGAGAGAUUUCACCAUUCUUGGGAAAUAUUUCAAGCCUUCAGGUUCUUGAUUUAUCUUCAAAUUCAUUUACCGGCCAUAUUCCUUAUCAGCUAAGUCGUUGCACUCAACUCACUGUGCUUGGUCUCUUUGAGAAUUCUCUCUCAGGACCAAUCCCUCCUGAGUUAGGAAACUUGAAAAGAUUGCAGUAUUUGGAUUUAGGAAGUAACUUCUUGAAUGGAACCCUUCCUGAGAGCAUAUUCAACAUCACUUCUUUGUUGGGAAUUGCUUUCAAUAACAACAACCUCACAGGCACAAUACCAUCACACAUAGGCAAGCUCCUUAACCUUAUUCAGAUGAUAGGAUAUGGGAAUAGCUUGGUUGGGUCUAUACCUCCUUCAAUAGGGAAUCUUGAAGCUUUGCAGGCUCUUGAUUUUAGCCAAAACCAGUUAUCAGGUGUAAUACCUAAAGAGAUUGGAAACCUGACAAAUUUACAAUCCCUUCUCUUGUUUCAAAAUUCAUUGUCUGGUAAAAUCCCUUCAGAACUUGCUAAGUGUAAGAAUCUCUUAAACCUUGAGUUGUAUGAAAAUCACUUGUCUGGAAGUAUUCCUCCUGAGCUAGGAAACUUAGUUCAUUUGGAAACAUUGAGGAUAUUCAGCAAUAACUUGAACUCCACUAUUCCACCUUCCAUAUUCCAAUUGAAAUCAUUGACACAUUUAGGCCUCUCAGACAAUAACUUGGAGGGAACAAUAUCUCCUGAGAUAGGAUCUUUGAGUUCCUUAACAUACCUAACCCUGCAUCUAAAUAAGUUUACCGGCCGCAUCCCUUCAUCCAUAACAAGCUUGAAAAACUUAACAUAUCUUUCAAUGAGCCAGAAUCUUCUUUCAGGUGAAAUUCCUUCAGACAUUGGUGUGCUUCAUAAUUUGAAGUUUCUAAUCUUGGGCUUCAACCAUUUACAUGGUUCCAUCCCUCCUAGCAUUACCAGUUGUACUAGCUUGGUAAAUGUAAGCUUAGCUUUCAAUUCAUUCACUGGCAAAAUUCCUGAGGGCUUUUCUAGGAUGCCUAAUCUUACUUUCCUAUCUUUUGCCCACAACAACUUGUCCGGGGAAAUCCCGGACGACCUUUUCAACUGCUCAAACCUUCAUACACUAAGUUUGGGAGAGAACAAUAUGAGUGGAGUAAUAAAACCAGGCAUUCAAAACCUGUUUAAGGUUCAGACUCUGCAGCUGAAUGUAAAUUCCUUCAUAGGAUCAAUUCCACCAGAGAUUGGAAACUUAAGUCAGCUCAUCACUUUAACCCUUGCUGAAAACAAGUUAUCUGGUUCAAUUCCACCAGAAUUGUCCAAACUUUUUCUUCUGCAGGGGCUCUCCCUCCAUGACAAUGAGUUAGAAGGUACAAUACCUGAUACACUCUCUGGUAUCAAACCACUAACAACGCUUUUGCUGCAUAGAAACAAGUUGGUUGGUCAGAUACCAGAUUCUAUCUCACAGCUUGAUAUGCUUUCAUAUUUGGAUCUCCAUGACAACAAGCUGAAUGGUUCCAUUCCAAGAAGCAUGGGGAAGCUUAGUAAGCUUUUGAUGUUGGAUCUCUCUCACAACCACCUCACAGGAUCAAUUCCUAGUGAUGUCAUUGCACACUUCAAAGACAUGCAGAUGUAUCUCAACCUUUCUUACAACAACUUUGCUGGAAGUGUUCCAUAUGAGUUGGGCAUGUUGCAAAUGGUACAGGCCAUUGAUAUUUCAAACAAUAAUCUUUCAGGUGUCAUUCCCAAUAGAAUUUCCGGGUGCAGAAAUCUGUUCAAUCUUGAUUUUUCAGGAAACAAGAUUUCAGGUCCAAUUCCUGCAGAAGCUUUUAGUCACAUGGACUUGCUUGAAAACUUGAAUCUUUCAAGAAACCAUUUAGAUGGUAAAAUCCCUGAAGUCUUGGCACAACUUGAGCAUCUCAUUUCCAUAGAUCUUUCUCAGAAUAACUUGAAGGGAACAAUUCCUCAGGGCUUUGCCAAUCUCUCCAAGCUGAUGCAUCUCAACCUUUCUUUCAAUCAACUUGAAGGCCCUGUGCCCAUGACUGGAAUAUUUGCACAUAUCAAUGCAUCUGAUAUGAAGGGAAACCAGGAUCUUUGUGGAGCAAAAUUCUUAAGGCCAUGCAAAGAAGGUAAUAAUCAUGCUCUAUCCAAGAGGAGCAUAGCUAUUAUCGCUGCCCUUGGAUCUCUUGCAAUACUUCUACUUCUAGUGCUUGUGAUUUUGAUUCUCAAUCGAGGCAACAAACUUUGCAAUUCUAAACAAAAAGAGAAUGGUGAGAAUCAAGAACCAGAUUACAGGACAGCAUUGGCUCUUAAAAGAUUCAGUCCAAGGGAGUUAGAGAAUGCCACUGGCUUAUUCAGCACUGACAACAUCAUUGGUGCUAGCAAUUUGAGCACAGUUUACAAGGGACAACUUGAACAAGGCCAGAUUGUAGCUGUCAAAAGAUUGAACUUGCAUCAAUUCUAUGCAAACACAGAUAAGAUCUUCAAAACAGAAGCCAGCACCUUGAGCCAGCUGAGGCAUAGAAAUUUGGUGAAGGUGCUUGGUUAUGCCUGGGAGAGUGGGAAAUUGAAAGCUCUAGUUCUAGAAUACAUGGAAAAUGGGAAUUUGGAUACCAUCAUACACGACAAAUCGGUCGAUCAGUCUAGGUGGACAUUAUCUGAAAGAAUCCGUGUUCUGAUUUCUAUUGCUAGCGGAUUGGACUACUUACACUCUGGUUAUGACUUUCCCAUUGUGCACUGUGACUUAAAACCUUCUAACAUCCUUUUGGAUAGAGACUGGGAAGCUCAUGUCAGUGAUUUUGGGACAGCUCGAAUUCUUGGACUUCAUUUACAGGAUGGUAAUACCCUUUCCUCAUCUGCAGCUUUGCAAGGCACAAUUGGCUAUCUUGCACCAGAAAUUGCCUACAUAAGGAAAGUUACACCUAAAGUGGACGUGUUCGGUUUUGGCAUCAUUGUAAUGGAAUUUCUAACAAAAAGAAGGCCAACAGGACUCUCAGAAGAGGAUGAUGGCCUGCCAGUAAGUCUGCCUGAGGCAGUAGAAAAAGCCGUCGCAAACGGAAUGAAGGAGCUCAUUAAUAUUGUAGACCCUAUGCUGGCCAUGGAUGACACAAAAGGCCAUGUUGAUGCAUUGGUAGGACUCUUCAAGUUAUCCUUGUGUUGUACUCUCCCCAAUCCUGAAGAUCGACCUAACAUGAAUGAGGUGUUAUCUACUCUUAUGAAGCUUCAAACAGCAAGAUAACAAAAUUAUCUUGCUAAAUGAUACACAGAAUGAAGCUUGGUUUCUACUUUCUUGGCACCAACAAGGGGAUGUACAAAAACACAUCAACUAGUCAAGCUCUCAAUCAUAAGUAGUUUAUGCAAUUUUGCUUACACAACCAAACCAUUUCAGAGUAUACUCUAGUAUGUAACUUAUAUGCUUUUUUUUUUUUCAAAUUGUUGUUUUAUUGCAUAUUAUGUCUGGAACUUUUGGAGAUAAUCUGAUGCUGUUUCUGUCAUGGUUUAUUAUUAUUACUUCUGUUGUGGAAAUAUCAUUUUAUAAAUCUGAAUUUCUGAUGCAA
Molecule: messenger RNA, 3988 nt
Organism: Arachis duranensis
Lineage: Eukaryota; Viridiplantae; Streptophyta; Magnoliopsida; Fabales; Fabaceae
Product: LRR receptor-like serine/threonine-protein kinase FLS2
Exons: 2
Coding region: 7-3669 (1220 amino acids)
Biological process (GO): protein phosphorylation
Molecular function (GO): protein kinase activity; ATP binding; receptor serine/threonine kinase binding
Source: RefSeq, a predicted model, not a curated record